UCUGACACUAGCGUCAGCGUGGCGUGAAGGAUCGAGUUUGAGCAGAUCAUUAAUGGGCCUCGGUUUGCAUUCUACCUCGUUUGACCAGGUUCCGCCGGGUCGGUUGAGGCGUGAGGCGUUGUCUGAGACAGCUGAUGUCAGGCCGGGUCUUGUCACCAUUUAUUACCCUCAUCAAUUACCCUCAUCAUUAACUUAGAAAUAUUAAAAAAUAUUUGAAGUAUUAUUAUGGUUUAGACAUUUGUCACCAAAUAUUUGAAGUGAAAUAUUAAAAAUAUAAAAAAUACAUUGAUAAAGAAAAUAAGAAACAUAUUGGAGAAGGGAUAAUUACACGUAAAUCCAAUUCCCAGUAGGGACUUAUUUGGAAAAACAGCUAAUACAAGGGGGUUUCUGCAUAUUAUUUCCUUUCCAAUGCAAUUCGAGUGCGAGCCCAAUCCGUUGUUUUGAUCUUAAUUGGCUCGCUCGUGACUUGAUCUGAGCUGACUCAUUCGUCCAAUUGCGUUCGCGUUCGAUUCAAUUUAGAUGCGUAUGUAUGGAGACGGAGAGGGAGAGGGAGCAUUCGGCAACUGAAACUUCUGGAGAAAGAGGAACGAGAGAAGAAGGAAUGAGGACGAGGGACGAGACGGUGAUCUUGCGGGCCGAGGCGGUGUUUCUAUGCUCCGUCGGGCUCCUCGCUGCAUGGAUGCCUACCGCGGCGGCGCUGUGGCUCAGCCUGCCGACGUCGGGAACGAAGUGCGUGUCGGAGGAGAUUCACGCCGGUGUCGUCGCCAUGGCCGACUACGCCGUCAUCCACGACGACGAUCCCCGCAACACGCCCACGAUCUCCGUCAAGGUGACAGCACCAAACGGUGACACACUUCAUCAUAAAGGAAAUAUUACGAUUGGCCAGUUUGCAUUCACUUCCAAUGAACCAGGGACCUAUCUGGCAUGUUUCUGGCUGGAUGGUGCUAACAGAGGUGCCGGAACAAGUGUUGGCAUCAGCUGGAAGAUUGGGAUUGCUGCAAAGGACUGGGAAUCCAUUGCGAAAAAGGAAAAAAUUGAGGGUGUUGAGCUUGAGCUGAGGAAACUAGAAGAGGCUGUUGAGGUGAUCCAUGAAAAUUUGUUGUAUCUCAGGAACAGGGAAGCCGGCAUGAGAGAUGUAAGUGAGAAGACGAAUUCCCGUGUGGCAAUGUUCAGUUUCAUGUCCCUUACCGUAUGCAUUUUGGCUUCUGUCGUGCAGUUGUGGCACCUAAAAGGUUACUUUCACAAGAAGAAGCUAAUCUAGAUUUAUAGAUAUAUGAUCUAUAACAUCUCAACAUGCCGAUUAAUCCAUUCAUUUUUUAUUGAACAUGGGUUGUAACACCCCAUUUUGGGAGCUGGUGUUAAAACAAUCUAUCAUUCACUGUAAUUUCUUUUAUGCUUCUAACAAAUGUUAUCUUGUUUUCUCUC
Molecule: messenger RNA, 1425 nt
Organism: Musa acuminata AAA Group (dessert banana)
Lineage: Eukaryota; Viridiplantae; Streptophyta; Magnoliopsida; Zingiberales; Musaceae
Product: transmembrane emp24 domain-containing protein p24delta4-like
Exons: 4
Coding region: 530-1261 (243 amino acids)
Biological process (GO): Golgi organization; intracellular protein transport; endoplasmic reticulum to Golgi vesicle-mediated transport
Cellular component (GO): endoplasmic reticulum-Golgi intermediate compartment; Golgi apparatus; COPII-coated ER to Golgi transport vesicle
Source: RefSeq, a predicted model, not a curated record